CUGUAUUUGAAGACAAACGUCCCACAGCAGACCUCAUUCACAAUGACGGAGAAUACUGCAGGUUCAGGGCAAAUUUACGUAGCUCUAAAACCUCUGACCUUCAUUUGUGCACUAUUUGGACUGUUUCCUUGCAGCUUCGGGAGAAACCGUGCCGACAGAACUGAACCAACUGUUUGUGUUUUCUUAAAUAUCGUCUGCUCCUUGGUCUGGAUAUGUUUAUUUGCUGUGAGAUUAUGUUUAAAACUCUUGCAUCUGUCUUCUGAUAAUGUGACGAAGGUACGAAUUCUAACUGAAAUGAGUGUUAUUUCUACGCAUUUCACUAGCAUUAUAUGUUUAGUUCAUUUAUCGAUAGUCUGCAAGAACAAGUUUAUUCGGCUACUCGAAAAAGUUUCGCAAGCAGAUUAUGGACUGUUCACUCUGAGCGAAGAAAAAUACGUAAACAGAAGGACCAACUUCAUCAUCAUAACGGAACUUGCAGUUAUGUUACUACUCUUCAUAUCGUAUGAGAUAUCGUAUGAAAUAUACACUGCCCAAACACGUUCAAAAAGGGAGGUACUUGAUUACAUUACGCAAGUAAUUACCCUUUCUAGUUACAUAUGUAACACACUCACUGUUCUUCUAAUUAAUAAUUGUGUUCUAAUCGUGACGCAGAGGCAGAGACAUCUUAAUAAACAACUUACAACCUUCAUAAGUUGUCCUAAUCGUGUAAACAAAAUCAGUUACUGUGGACACAUUAAGCCUAUUAAUAAACGCAACGCGACUACUCCAUAUGUAUCUUUAAUAAGAGUCGAAACAAGUAAUCAUGUAUCUGGAAACCAAGAGAUACAUUCUAUAAGAAUCUUGUACAAUCAGCUGUACGACGUGGCUUGUAUUGUCAAUUAUUUAUAUGGAUUACCACUUCUUGCGAUGUCCUGUUGGAUUUUGUUAGACCUCGUUCUUAUCACGUACGUCGCGGUGACUUCUCUUGAUGUAGAUUUCAUCAUAACCAAUUCUAAAGAUAUCAUAUUCUUUUUGAUAUUUCUGAAAAUGAUCAUAAUGUGCCAAAUUUCUGAAAACGAAAUCCAGUCGUCGAUAAUCCUGGUGCAGAAGGUAAUGUUAGAGGACGAUUUAGGAUAUAAAGACUGUAAAGAACUCCUAAUGUUAUCGGCUCAGUUGAGGGAUAUGAAGAUUAAAUACACAGCUUGCAAAUUCUUUACAUUGAAUUUGCCAUAUCUGUGUAGUGUGGUCGGCGCGGUAGUGUCAUAUGUUAUAAUUAUGAUUCAGAUAGAAUGAGGCCACGUUAAUAGUGUAUUUUCAUAAACCCAGUGUAAUGUAAUAAGAGUGAAAUUCCAAUCU
Messenger RNA from Zootermopsis nevadensis, 1335 nucleotides. The record is from RefSeq and is a predicted model, not a curated record. NCBI's taxonomy places the organism in Eukaryota, Metazoa, Arthropoda, Insecta, Blattodea, Termopsidae.